This is a messenger RNA of Trichomonas vaginalis G3, 1572 nucleotides long. RefSeq names its product biological adhesion protein. The transcript has a single exon. The record is from RefSeq and is a predicted model, not a curated record. The coding region runs from base 1 to 1572 and encodes 523 amino acids. Lineage: Eukaryota; Parabasalia; Trichomonadida; Trichomonadidae.
AUGCAACGAGUUCAGAAGAUAUUUAAUGAUGUUGCUGUUUAUUUAUCUCAAGUUGAAACAGAACUCAGAAAUCUCAAAAUUUCGCAAGAUGAAAUUAAAGAAAAAUCGCAUAAGAAUGAAGAAAAGGCAGAGUUGUUUAGACAGAUAUUGCAAUCAAUCUUAAAAGAUUUCAAAUUGCUCACUCUUUCAGAAACUAAUGUUAAUCAAGCCGCAAAUUGCGAAAAUGAUGAUAAACUCAUUACAUUCAUGACACAAAAAUGUUCUGAAAUUGAUCCUCUUAUCAGAGAAAAAGUCAUGAGAGAUAAUCAUUUUAUUUCGGAUGAUUUCUUCUUUACAAACGAUGUUGCAAAGAAGAAGAAAGAAAUUCAAUCAAUUGCAGAACAAUCUGGACCAACAUUUGCUAUUCUUACUGCACAAUUUUUGUCCAAUGAAGUUCUUCAAAAUGAAUUAUUGAAAUAUACAACUCUUCAAGAGAAACAUUCUUCAGAAGAUUCCGUUACAGAAGAAGAGAAGAAAGAUAAAAUGGAGCAAAAUAUAAUUGAAAACCAGCAAUUACAACAACAAGUAGAAGACAUCACUAAGCAAUUAAACAACUACAAAUCAAAGGCCAAGAAAUCAUUAAACUCACAAAUGGAACUUCAAAAGGCUGACAUUGAACAGAAAGCGCAGAUCAAACAACUUCAAAUUCAAGUUGAUAAUUUGAAAUCCGAACUUGAUGUAGCAAAUAUGAAGUUACAAGUUGCACAGAAUGAUAUCGAAGCUAAAGAACAUGAAAAAUCAGAGUUGAUUGAACAAUUUAACAAUCAAUUAGCUCAAAACAUCGAAGAAGCUGUUAAAUCUAAGGUAGAAGAGAUUGAACAACUUAAUACUAUUCUCAAACAGACACAAAUUGACAAUGCAUCAGCUAUUCUCCAGAAGAACAAACAAAUCAAGAAGCAAGAAGAGCAAUUUAGACGUGAAAUUGGAAAUCUCCAAGAUCAAAUUGGAGCAAUCGUUCAGAAGACAGAAGAAAAGAGAAAGAAACAAAGAAGAAAUCAGAAAUUACUCGAACAACAGCAUCAAAGUACAAUAAACGAAAUGAAUGCUGGCUUUGAAUUAAUUAAACAGAAUAUGAAUCAAGUCAUUGAACAGCUUAAAGAAAAAGUUCAACAAUCAAACAAUUCCAUAGAAAAGCUUAGUCAGCAACUUAACCAAUGUGAAAAUGAAAACAAAGUAUUAAAGACUGAAAAUGAGAAUUUAGCAAAUUCUCAGAAGAAACUUCAAAGCGAAUUCAACGUAAUGAAGAACCAAAUAGGAAAGGAACGUCAGCAAAUAAGUGGACAACUUGCAGCACAAACUAUGGUAUAUGAAGCUAAGAUACAGAAAGCAGUUAAAGAGGCAAAAGAUAGCGCUGAUAAGAAGAUCAAUGAAUUUCUUGAAUAUUCUUACAGUAAAUUCAACGGAUUUUAUGAUAUCGAUGGCGGAGAAUUUGGAGAAGAAUCAUUCAAGCAGCUUCUAACAAUGAUCAAAAGUGAUCUUGAGAAGCUCAAUUAUUUCCAAAAUGAGGCAACCAAAUUCACACCAAUCAAAUAA